AUGAGCAAUUAUUUUGAAUUAAAUUUAAAUAUUUUCCUUUCUCAACCUCAGGAUAUGUGGGAUUUGAAAAACAAAGGAAAUCAUUGUGACAUGUAUGACAAAUUGCUUCCAAACACUGACAAAACUUGCCUCUACCUGUGCUUAGAAUUUUUCAUGGAAAAUCUUUUUCAUCUGGCAUAA
Molecule: messenger RNA, 180 nt
Organism: Clunio marinus
Lineage: Eukaryota; Metazoa; Arthropoda; Insecta; Diptera; Chironomidae
Source: the annotation of a GenBank genome assembly